Molecule: messenger RNA, 651 nt
Organism: Pestalotiopsis fici W106-1
Lineage: Eukaryota; Fungi; Ascomycota; Sordariomycetes; Amphisphaeriales; Sporocadaceae
Product: Protein transport protein sec22
Exons: 2
Coding region: 1-651 (216 amino acids)
Biological process (GO): endoplasmic reticulum to Golgi vesicle-mediated transport; vesicle fusion with Golgi apparatus; retrograde vesicle-mediated transport, Golgi to endoplasmic reticulum
Cellular component (GO): endoplasmic reticulum-Golgi intermediate compartment; Golgi membrane; endoplasmic reticulum membrane
Molecular function (GO): SNAP receptor activity
Source: RefSeq, a predicted model, not a curated record
AUGAUCAGGUCGACGCAAAUAGCCCGUGUGGGCGAUGGCCUCAUGCUAUGCGCCUCGGUCGACGAGGAGUCCAUGGAGUCGUCGCUAGCCGAGAUCAAGUCGCAGGUCAAACUCAUCCUGCGGCGCCUCAACAAGAACGCCGAGCCGCAAGCCUCGAUCGAGUCGGGGCCGUUUACCCUGCACUACCUGCUGAGCAACGACAUUGUCUUUCUGUGCAUCUGCGAGCGCUCCUACCCGCGCAAGCUGGCCUUUACCUACCUGUCCGACAUAUCGGCAGAGUUCCAAAACUCGUACGGCGCCGCGCAGCUGCACAGCCCGACGCUGCGGCCGUAUGCCUUCAUGGAGUUUGACACCUUCAUCGGCCGCACCAAGGCCACGUACGCCGACUCGCGCGCCUCCCAGAACCUCGGCAAGCUCAACGACGAGCUGCGCGACGUGACAAAGGUCAUGACCAAGAAUAUCGAGGACCUGCUCUACCGCGGCGACAGCCUCGACAAGAUGGGCGAGAUUAGCUCCCGUCUCCGCGACGACUCCCGCAAGUACCGCAAGGCAGCCGUCAAGAUUAACUGGGACCUCAUGCUCAAGCAGUACGGCCCCUUUGCCGCGCUCGGCUUUAUCAUUCUGCUCUUCAUCUGGUUGCGGUUCUUCUAA